Aspergillus nidulans FGSC A4 is the source of this 1149-nucleotide messenger RNA. Its product is annotated as zinc-binding alcohol dehydrogenase family protein. The record is from RefSeq and is a predicted model, not a curated record. The transcript has a single exon. Gene Ontology annotation, molecular function: oxidoreductase activity; oxidoreductase activity, acting on NAD(P)H. Gene Ontology annotation, biological process: secondary metabolic process. Lineage: Eukaryota; Fungi; Ascomycota; Eurotiomycetes; Eurotiales; Aspergillaceae. The coding region runs from base 1 to 1059 and encodes 352 amino acids.
AUGUCUGUUCCUUCAUCAUUUCGAGCUGCUCUCCUGCACGAGAAGAGCCCUGAACACACCAUUGCCGAGCGCUCCCUCGGGCCCCUCGGCAGCGACGAGGUCGCCAUUAAGGUCACCGCGACAGCCAUCAACCCCGUCGACUGGAAGAUCCGCGACUAUUCUGUCUUUCUGACCUCCUAUCCGGCAGUGCUCGGUAGCGAUGCUGCCGGGGAGGUAGUCGCUGUCGGCGACAGCGUCCAGAACCUGGCUGUUGGCGACCGCGUUUUCUUCCAGGGCAUCAUUCGCAACUACGACGCGAGUACUUUCCAGCAGUACUGCAAAAUGCCAGCUGAGCUGGUCGGCAAGACGCCGAAAGCUAUCAGCGACCAGCAGGCGGCGGGCAUCAGUCUUGCCACCAUUGCCGGUAUCACCGGCCUCUACGACAAGACGGGCCGGGGCCUCGCCCCGCCCCCUUGGGAGCAGGGCGGCGACCGCGCCGGCAGUGGAAAUGCUCUUGUCGUCCUUGGUGGCAGUUCCUCAGUUGGCCAGUAUGUUAUUCAGCUUGCGAGACUCUCUGGUUACGACCGGAUCGUGACCAACUCGAGUCUCACCCACGAAGCGCACCUGAAGGAGCUUGGAGCCCAUGUGGUGCUUGACCGGAAGCAAGCAGGCCCGCAAGACUUUGUGGCUGCCCUCAACGGUCUUCCCUUGGACUUUGUCUUUGACGCCAUCUCAAAUGCUGAUACUCAGAAACUCGGCGUCGAGAUCCUCAACUCAGCAGGCAUCGAGAGCCAGGUGGUCGUAGUCCAGGCCGUCAACUCAGAGGCUAAGGAACUUGGUGCUUCCAAGUCACUCAAGAUCGAUGUUCGUCAGGUGCUGGGUCUGGGGAGCAGCCCCGACCUGCGAUACCUGAGUGUGCCGUUAAUGAAAAGCCUUGGGGGGGAAGAUGGUUGGCUGGCGACCGGCAAGUUCACUCCCAACCGGCCCGUUAUAGUCGAGGGCGGGUUGGGCAAGAUCGACGAGGCGCUCGACAAGAACAGGGCUGGAGUUUCUGGGGAGAAAGUUGUUAUUCUUCCAUGAUUUAUUGGUAAGGCUAGCCAGAACUUAGUUUACUACUUGCGGUUCGACUAUAUCCCAGCUAUUUCCAACUUUGAAACUUUCACUCCUUUC